ACCCAUCAUUUCACUGGUAUAUCAGCUCUUGUCCGCCUCUUUACUUUCACCUCAGAUCCUCGUCAAGAAUUGUGACACCUGACUAUUCCUACUGUAGCUCUUUUGAAACGUGCCAACACCUGACUUUCACAUCCCACACUACAACCCCGUGUUUUCUGCUUCAAGAUCUCUGUGCGAUAGGACAAUCAUGGCUGAGAAUGCUGGCGACGCUCCUGCUCCUGUGGAGCACCUGAACAUCAAGGUCACGGAUAACAACAACGAGGUCUUCUUCAAGAUCAAGCGAACCACGCAACUGAAGAAGCUGAUGGAUGCUUUCUGUGAACGCCAAGGAAAGCAGCCAUCGACCGUCCGUUUCCUUUUCGACGGAACCCGAGUGCGGCCAGAGGACACUCCUGAUACGGUAAGUUCUGAGACCCCCCUGCUGCGCCAUAUGUCUAUGAACCCGGAAACGCUGGCAAGAGGCUACUGAACCGGAUUCUACAAAUCCAUGGAGCUAAGUGGUGCUAAUUCAUUCUUUCAGCUCGAAAUGGCCGACGGCGAUACGCUCGAAGUUCACCAGGAGCAGAUCGGCGGGUGAUCGCGUACCACUUUCACAAAACUCUCACGUUACAACACGAAAGAGGAACGAAAUGUCUGUCACGAAGAGAUUCGGUCUUAUUUGGACGGGAUACUGUGUGGUGCUACUUUUUCAUGAGAAUUAAUGGGCGUGCGGCGUGUUCACUCGUGAUUUAGGCUCGCGCUUUGGGGGAGGGGUAUCUGGUUGAACGCAAGCGAGGAAAAGGGACGAGUCUUUUUUUUU
Paecilomyces variotii is the source of this 799-nucleotide messenger RNA. RefSeq lists its product as hypothetical. Lineage: Eukaryota; Fungi; Ascomycota; Eurotiomycetes; Eurotiales; Thermoascaceae. Gene Ontology annotation, molecular function: protein tag activity; ubiquitin-like protein ligase binding. Gene Ontology annotation, biological process: protein sumoylation. The coding region runs from base 188 to 469 and encodes 93 amino acids. The transcript is spliced from 2 exons. Gene Ontology annotation, cellular component: nucleus; septin ring. The record is from RefSeq and is a predicted model, not a curated record.